This is a messenger RNA of Cornus florida, 1490 nucleotides long. RefSeq names its product F-box/LRR-repeat protein At3g26922-like. The record is from RefSeq and is a predicted model, not a curated record. Bases 141 to 1268 code for a protein of 375 amino acids. Gene Ontology annotation, molecular function: protein binding. The transcript has 4 exons. Lineage: Eukaryota; Viridiplantae; Streptophyta; Magnoliopsida; Cornales; Cornaceae.
UCAAUGGGUCCAAAACCCUCUUAGGCUUAUAACUGUAGAAACUCUUCAAACUGUCAAGAAAUUUAGGGGGGAAAAAUGUUGAGAAAUUUGUUUUAUCAAUUCACGUAUGUAUUUAUUUUGUUGAUACCAUUGCAAAAAUUAUGGGUUCAAUUUCGAAAUGCCAAAAGCUUUCAAAGGAAAGCAAUAUCAAGAGAAGUGAAGAAGACAGGAUAAGCAUUUUACCAAGCUGUGUAAUUGGGCAUAUCAUCUCCUUCCUUCCAACGAAAGAUGCAGUGGCAACUUGCAUCUUGUCCACCAAAUGGACACAUCACUGGAGGUCCAUCUCUAUUCUUGAGUUUGAUGAUAGUGGACAUUCUCAAAAUAGAAAUAGACAAAGUCUUCAGUCACUCGAAGAAAGCUUCAAAAAUUUUGUCUACCGGGUUAUUAUGCUGAAUGUAUCAGAUUUGCAGAAAUUUCAACUGAGAUGUUUUCUAGAUUAUGAUGUUUCACAUAUCAAUUUAUGGGUUUAUGCUGCACUGUCACGUAAUGUCCGUGAAAUGAGACUCACCGUCUUAAUGAAUUCUCAUAAGUUGGCACCUCGUGAGCUUUUUACUUGUAAUACUUUGGUGGUACUAAAACUGCGUGGCGUAUUUGUUCUCAAUGUUCCAACUUUGGUUCAUCUACAGAAACUUAAAAUCCUAUGUCUUGAUUCAAUUGAAUUUUCCGAUGAUGAAUCGGUUGAAAGGUUUUUUCCCGGCUGCCCUGUGCUUGAAGACUUGUGGAUAAUAGGAUGCCUGUGGAGGAACAUCACUGUUUUUAAUAUUUGUGCUCCUGUUCUCAGGAUUUUGACUAUACACGGUGAUAGCACUAAUAUUGAUUGGAAGUGCAAGAUUGUGCUCAACACACCAAAUCUUCAAACCUUCACUUAUGAUGACUGUCUGGUUGAAGAAGAACUUGCUGUAGCAAACUUUGUUGAAGGAAUAUCUAAAGUUCAGAGGCUUCAUUUAUCUGAUGGUUCAGUAGAGACCCUUCAGUUGUGCAGCCAUCCACUGCCAGAUUUUCCCCAUUUAACUUAUUUGGAGCUUGGACUUCUCCAAGAUGAAACCUGCCGUUGGAGUCCACCUGAGAAUGUGCCUUCGUGUUUGUUGCUUCAUCUCGAGGAAAUUAGAAUUGAAUUCUUUCGAGGGAAGAGAGAUGAGAUGCGAAUGGCAAGGUAUUUCUUGAUGAAUUCAAAGGUUCUGAAGAAAUUAACGAUUUGCCCUGACGGUGAUGAGUUGGGAGGUUUGUAAGAAAGUAUUGAUGUUUCCAAAGGGCUCCAAGAGUUGUCAAGUUGAGUUUAAGCAAGAUUUUUGAAAUUUUCUUGUGUUUCCUUUCUUAGGAAUUUUAUCUUGUUAUCUCUUUUUGCUAUGAACAAUGUUUUACAAGCCUAAUCGGCAUUAAUAUGACCCCUAUCUAUAAUUGUUGUAGGGGGGAAGAGUUGUUAUGAUAGUGUCUCUUAGGGUUUUCCUUCA